This is a messenger RNA of Manduca sexta (tobacco hornworm), 869 nucleotides long. RefSeq lists its product as uncharacterized. The record is from RefSeq and is a predicted model, not a curated record. The annotation marks the transcript as partial. Lineage: Eukaryota; Metazoa; Arthropoda; Insecta; Lepidoptera; Sphingidae. The transcript has 4 exons.
CCGUUUCGUUUGAUUCCAGGGCCACCGCCACGGCUCGGGCUGAAGGCGGCGAGCCCCGGGGUGGCAGGCGCCGACGAGGACUGCAACAGCAACACCAGCCUCACCGGGAGCCAGCACUCGGCUCACGAUGACCUCGACGCGCACUGCGAUAACUCCGGUUACCUGUGGUUCCUCGAUUAUAACCCAAUUUUUCGAGACGGCUCCUGCCACCACACCUCGGUGCUGUCCUCAGUUUCCGCCUCGUACAAGGGUAUAAGCGACCUUGCGUCCCGCUUCGAGUUCACAUCGAGGUACAACGACCUCGCGCGCGACCUGGACGCGAACCUUGCCGAGGCAGACAUGGAGAGCUUCAGGACUGAGGACAUACACGCGCUGCUCAUGACCGCCAACUUGCCACACGACGCCAUCAUCGACGACAGGACGCAUGAUGGUGAAGAAUCCGUCGGUUCGAUCAACACAAUGUCGAUAUGCAAGUCGGAGCUGUUGUUCUCCCCGGUGAAGGAGGGCGGACACGGCGUCCACUUCAGCGUGGACAGUCUCGACUGCGAGCUGCCCACCGAGCAGGACCUCAUCCUAACCUGCCAGGCCAACAAGGACAACUACACGAUCGCCUUCGAGGGCAGCCUCACCACUUACUCUGAGGAUAGUGAGUGCGCCGAACCAGCCGUCAAUCAAAAACAUGACAAAUUGGGUAAGGAAGAAGAAAACGUAACUUUAGAUAACGAUGAAAGAACGCGCAGGAAUUUAGAAUUAUUAGAAAGAUGUAAGAAGAUUACAAAUAAGUUAACAACAUCUAUGGCUAGAAGUGAUUUAGGAUUAACCACAUGGAGUAAACUUAAGAAACAAAGCAGUCAGUCGCCAUUAAGAAG